Molecule: messenger RNA, 483 nt
Organism: Saprolegnia diclina VS20
Lineage: Eukaryota; Oomycota; Saprolegniomycetes; Saprolegniales; Saprolegniaceae
Exons: 3
Coding region: 1-483 (160 amino acids)
Source: RefSeq, a predicted model, not a curated record
AUGGCACAAAGCCGGCCAGGCGGCUACAAGGGCACGUCGCAUGAAGCCACCGCCUUUGAUGGCCACGCCGCCAUUGUCACGGCGCCCUUCCUCGACGACAACUACGCCUACCUGCUCAUCGACAAGGCGUCGGGCGACUGCGCGCUCGUCGAUCCCGCCGACCCGUACGCGCUGCUCGACGUCUGGCGCGAAGUCGUCCUGCGGUAUCGCAAUGACCACCAUAUCACCCUGCGCCUCAAGUACAUUUUGACGACGCACAAGCACUUUGACCACGCGGGCGGCAACAAGAUCCUCGCGGCCGAGUUUCCCGACGUCGUCGUUGUCGGUGGCAUCCUCCACAACGUCCUCAGCCCCACCAAGCUCACGUGGCAUAAGGAUGCGCUCAUGCUUGGCAGCCUCCGCAUCGAGACGCUGGCGAUGCCACCCUGCGCGUGGGCGCAAAUGCGCUGGUCUUCGAUCACAUCACCAAACCCUCUUCUCUAA